ACAUAUGUUCGUGUCAGAGGCCAAGAUGGCGCUUUUGUGUUUGCAGAUCAGUUAAUGUCCGAAAUAAAUGUCGUUAAAAAAAAAGUGCAAUAAAAUUCAACAAAAGGAAUCAAUGAUAAAGUGAGUGAUUGUGUUUAACAUUAAUUCAUAUGAAUUCGCGAUAUUUCAAAGAAAAGACACGUGUCUUGAUGAAUUUGUCGCAAUUUUUUGAAUAAUCAAAUUAGGUCCCUUAAAUUUUUUUCGGUUGUGUUGUAUGUCCCACCUGAGGAAUGCCAGAUUUUUUUCCGUCCUGAUCUUGAGCACAGACACAAGCAGAUUCGCUUACGUGGGGAAGACUCUGAACCGCGACCGGUGAGACUGCUUGUAUCGGGGGGUCAAGGUGCUGCUCUCGUGACGUAUGUGUGUCGCAGAGGGCUGCUUGGCAGACAGGCCUAUCGUGUGUGUGUAUAGUGUUUAAAGUGCUUUCAAUUUACGAUCCUGGCCUGUCCUAUCAAUUGGUCAUCAUCAUCAGCUGCUGCUUUCUCAACAUUGUUUUCCGAGAGAUUUUUUUCACAAGGAAGAAGCAGUGGGACAAGGAGGUGCCGGAAGCAGCCGUGAAUCCGGAAGCAUAGCCAAGAAGAUGGCCUUCAACGAGAAGGUGGACCCAGAACUAAUAUUCACAAAACAAGAACGAAUUGGAAAGGGAAGUUUUGGCGAGGUAUUCAAAGGAAUCGAUAAUAGGACCCAACAAGUUGUUGCCAUCAAAAUCAUCGAUCUCGAGGAAGCUGAAGAUGAAAUCGAAGACAUUCAACAGGAGAUCAUGGUCUUGUCACAAUGUGACAGUCCGUUUGUUACCAAGUACUACGGAUCUUACCUCAAGGGAACGAAACUAUGGAUUAUUAUGGAAUAUUUGGGGGGAGGCUCCGCCUUGGACUUGAUGAAAGCAGGUAGUUUCGAGGAAAUGCACAUUGCAGUCAUCCUGAGGGAGGUUCUUAAAGGCUUAGACUACCUUCACAGUGAACGAAAGCUGCAUCGUGAUAUUAAAGCGGCCAAUGUUCUAUUAAGUGAAAUGGGCGAUGUGAAAUUAGCAGAUUUUGGUGUUGCCGGUCAAUUGACGAAUACGACGAGCAAACGAAAUACUUUUGUUGGCACACCAUUUUGGAUGGCACCUGAAGUUAUUAAACAAUCGGCAUAUGAUUCCAAGGCUGACAUUUGGUCUCUAGGUAUUACGGCUAUUGAAUUAGCAAAAGGUGAACCUCCAAAUAGUGAACUUCAUCCUAUGAGAGUUCUCUUCCUUAUACCUAAAAAUAAUCCACCUCAACUUACUGGAAACUACACGAAGCAAUUUAAAGAAUUUGUCGAGGCUUGCCUUAAUAAAGAUCCUGAAAAUAGGCCAACGGCGAAAGAAUUACUUAAGUUCCAGUUUAUCAGAAAAGCAAAGAAGAACUCGUACCUGAUUGACCUGAUUGACAGGUACAAGAAAUGGAAGUUGCAGCACAGCGAGGAAUCGGAAACAGAGAGUGAGAAUUCAGACUCCGAGGAAUCGAAACAAGAUAGUGAUAUGAAUGAACCUUGGAUAAUGACAGUAAAGGGUCCUCAUGGUGUGAAAGGUUCAUCAGUACCAAUAAUGCCAUUAGUAGAAGAACAACAACCUGCUUUAACACAUUCAUCAAAUCAUAAAUCUUCGAAUCACAAUUUACAGGGGAAACCACACGUGAAUGGAGCAUCCAGGUCGCCACCGAAAGAAUCAUCAUUGAAUCAUCAUAAAAAUGAUUCUCGUGAUGGUCAAAUUAAAGACUCGCCGAUGCGGCCUCAUGAAGCGGCACCACCACCUCCCGAGGAUCUUCAGAAAUAUUUAGAAAUUCGAAAAAUCCGCGAGUCACAAGUUUUAAUGAUGGACGCAAAGGAAGCACGCGAAAUUCGUGAGAGCAGAGAACGGACAGACAGUGGUAUGGACAGAGAACGUGAUCGAGGUGAACGAGUGAGUAAUACGCGCGAAAAGAGAAAUAGCAAACCGGAAGUGCCUGUUGUACCGCUUGUUGACCAUCGGUCUGGAGAAGAAAAACAAAGGCCACGAAGUUCUCAGGAUUUAAAGCAUCCCCGUGUUCUGACAACAGUUAUUGUACCACUUCUUUCAGAGUUACAGAGAAAGCAUCAGUAUUCGUCAAGAGAUAAUGGCGAGAGUGGCAAUUCUGUUGGUAGAAAUGGUGGAGCGAUCGAUGAACUUAGAGGAGCUUUCGAAUUGGCAGAGCGUACAUCGCCUGGAAUGAGCGAAGCUCUCGUCAGAGAACUCCUUAAGGCAUUACUUCCGGCCAAUCAUUCCGAUAGUCGCUUAUCUGUGCUUAUGGAAAAAGUUAUUUUAAGGGAUUCGUAGGGACGCGAGAGAGCGAGGAUUCGCCGAAGAUUGUGGUCCGAGAACAUCUUAACGUUAUAAAAAAAAAAAGUUAGUUUAGAAAUCCCCCAUUUUUUAAAAUUUUAAUUGCCACUAUUUUGAAAAGCGAAUAUGCUAUCGAUACCUGGGCUUUUAUUAAAUUCCACAAAAAAAAAAUUGUGACCAAAAAAGCGCAUUAAAAAUAUUAUCAGCUUCAAAUUAAAUUAGCAGUUUCUUACUGCUAAUUGCGGUAAAUUAUCUGCUAAUUAGUAUUUACCUGCUAAUCGGGGUAAAUUAAUGGCUAAUUAGUGUUUUAUCAACUAAUUAGUAAAUUUAACUGCUAAUUAGUGUUUAUCUACUAAUUGGUAAAAAUUACCUACUAAUUAUUAAAUCUGCCUGAUAAUUAGCAUUUACCUGCUAAUUAGUAGACUUUACGAAGCAAAAAAGAAAAAAAAAAAAAAAUGGUUACAAAUAGUGUCAUAUAUAAUAUAUUAUAUAUAAUAUACAAGUCAACGUUUGACUUUAAUUGAAUAGUCCAACUUUUUUGAAUCGCUUUGGAAACAUUACAAAUAAUAACUGCACUGAAAAACUUGACAAUAAGAAACGUUUGAAAACAAUGUUUUUGUCGAAGGCAAAAAAAAAAAAAGAACAAUAGUCAAAAUGCUGUGUGGAAAAAAAAGGAAAUUAAAGAAGAAGGAAAAACUGAUGAAAAACUUGGGCCUGCAUGAAAUCCAAAGAAGAUUCUUCAAUACCGAAUUGUUUUUUCGGUCAAAUGUUUUAGCGCAGUACGAAGAGAUCUAUUUAAUCAUAAUUCCUGCCGACCUGUAGAGGAUUGCAAAAAGAAAAAAAAAAAAUCAAUUUUCAAGGUAUUUAGAAACUUUUUUUUUUUUUAUUAUUUUAUUAUUGAAUUCUUAUAUUUUUCUCUUGAAAUAAUUUAACAAUUUUUAUUCAAAUUUUUGUACUUUCUAAUAUUGUUUUUGAACUAUUUCUUAUCAAGUAAAUUUAUCUCAAGAAAAAAAUAAUUUGACGAAAUUAUUUCGGUGAAAUAAGUGAAAAAAAAAUAAAUAAAUAAAUGAAGAAAUUUUUCUUUUGAAAAUGUAUAUUUUUGAAAAAUUUAUUUUUAAAUAAAUAAAAUUAAGUUUUAAAUGUGAAAUUCUUCUUUGAAAAAAAUUUCUAAAAGAAGAUUUAAAAAAAAAUUCUUUUUAAUUUAAAGUUAGAAAAGAAUUUCCAAUGAAAAUUUUUUUUUGAAAUUUGAAAGAAGAAUAAUGGAAUAACAAUUAUUGUGAAAUAUUUCACAAAUAUUAAAUUGGUUUUUGUUUUAAAUUUGUGAAAAAUUUCUUCAUUUUCUCUUAAUUUUCUUUUCGUAUUAUAAAAAAAAAAAAAAUGUUUUUGUGCCACAAAAAAGUCUUUGCAGUGUGUGAUAAAAAAUAAAAUUUGCAUAACUUGUGGUAUUCUAAAGACGUAUUCGCAGCGAUUAUUUUUUUUUUAAGUGGCAUUAUUCGCCGCAUGAUAACCGACAAAAAAAAAAAAGAAUUAAAUUAAAAGUGCUUAAAAGAAAAAAAAAAGUAGGUGUCAUCUUGUUAACUUGUAUUAAGUAGUGAACAUUCCGGAUUAUAAGAAAUUCGCGAAGAAAAAAGAGAAAAAGAAAAAAAAAUGUAACCUCAUUGCCAGAGGUUGUGUACAUAUGUAUGUAGCUCAAUAAGAUAGAUUUAUUGUUUUAAUCGUCGACGUACCUGCGAAAAAAAAAUCGCUUCAAAGAAUCACAAUGAUUCUUUUCUCUUUGUUAUAUUGAAAUUUUCGGUUUACGAAUUCCUCAUUUCCCCUUUUCUUUAAAAAAAGGUUUUUGAAAUUAUUUCCAAAUGAAUUAACAUUCUAUUAUAUCUUCAUUAUUUUUUUUCUACAAAAAAAAAAAUAAAUUCCUGUGAAAAAAAAUUAUUUUCACACAAAACAUUCUUUUACUAUACAAUUUCUUUAUUAUAAAUUUCAUAUUUAUUUGAUUUUCCAUCCUUUCUCUAAAAAUAUCUUCGUCAAACCGAAGACAAUUAUUAAAUAUUUUCUUGAAAUUGUUGAGUCGUUUUUGUGGGACGCCGACAUUUAAUCCACAUUGUUUGUAAACUAAUGUAUUUGAUAAUAUAUAUAUAUAUAUAUAUAUAUAAAAAAAAAUGCUAAAUAGUAAAAAUUUACGUUAGAGCGAUAGGGUGCGUGUGAGAGAGUACUAAUAAAGGUUGUAAAAAAAAAUAUGAAGUUAAAAUAUUGAACCGAGGUAUUUAAGUAAUGUUAAUUAUAUUAUAUCUGUUUUGUUUUUCUUUUUUGUCCUAUUUUGUUUGUAUCGCACGAGAAUGUGAUAUAUAUUAUAUAUAUAAAAUGAACGAGUGAGGUUUUUUUUUUUAAUUAUUUUUAUUUCUUUUCUUUUUUUUUAAAGAAAAAGAAAUAGUAAGAGAUAUGAAGCAGUGAAAAAAUAGCAUUAAUUUAAAUAGUAUUAAUUAGUGACAAAUUAAUACAGUCAUUCAUAUAUAGAUAUAUACAACAAAACUUCAACAAAAUAUUUAACGUAAUAAUACAUAUUGUAAUUACGUUUUUUAUUAAAGUCAUAAUUUUAUUUCUUAAACAUUUUCUAUUUAUCAAGGCAUCGUGAAAAAUAUAAAGCCACUUAUUUAAAUAAUUGAAAUUGAAAAAAAUAAUUACAUAAAGUAUCUUUAGUAAAUUUUUUUCAAAAAAAAAUUCUUUUCAUAAGGAAAAAAAAAAAAACAAUUGUAUAUUUUACUAUAAUUAUUAACCUUUUUUUCAAAUUGACGAAAAAAGACGAACUUCAAGAGAAUAGAAGUAAUAAUAUAGAAAAAAAAAAAUAAUUGAAAAAUUUAGGAAAAAUGUUGAAGUAUUUCUUUUCAUUGUUCGUUGAAUCAUUUUUAUUAUUACAUAUAAUAAUUAAUAUGUUACCUUUGUUUUCCAUCGUUCAGAAGACUUGAAUUAGUUGAAUAAUUCUAAUUUAAUAUUUUGCGUGGCCAUCCUUUUAUAAUUUUUUCUUGUUUCUCGAUUUUUUUUAAGAAAAUUGGUUUUUUUUUUAAAUAAUAUAUUUAUGUUCGCACUGAACAAUUAUUGACCUUCCUUUCUUUGUAUUACAUCGCAAGUUGUUUUUUAUUAAAAAAAAUUUUUUUGGUGAAUUUUUUAAGUUCCAUUACUUAAAAAAAAGAAAAGAAAAGGAAGGCGCGAGAGUGAAAUAAAUAAAUAGAUGAAAAAAAAAAAAAAAUAGCCGUGCCAGAUUCGAGCCGGAUCAUAUUGUGUCCUAUUGUAUUUCGCAUACUUUUUGUACCAUACUCGUAGCUUUAUCGAAACGUUAUAAACAUCGCGAUAACAAAUAUCGAUAUGUAGAAUACAUAUAGGUAUAAAUAUAUUUUUUGUAUUUUGAUUCUACCUUGGCUGCGUUGAAAUGUAUUAUAUUGAUUGUAUGUGGCAUGCUGAGGGCGUGUACAAAUAUUAAAUAUAUAAUAAAUAAUUAAUAAAACAUAA
Messenger RNA from Leptopilina boulardi, 5857 nucleotides. RefSeq names its product serine/threonine-protein kinase 25 (gene GckIII). Gene Ontology annotation, molecular function: ATP binding; protein kinase activity. The transcript has 10 exons. Lineage: Eukaryota; Metazoa; Arthropoda; Insecta; Hymenoptera; Figitidae. The coding region runs from base 620 to 2353 and encodes 577 amino acids. Gene Ontology annotation, biological process: protein phosphorylation. The record is from RefSeq and is a predicted model, not a curated record.